AUGGGUAAAUCCUGGACCUACCUACCCAGCAGAAACAGCGUACGGCCCACUCCAUGCUUUGGCCGUGUCACUAGGGCAACGCAGCCCCACGCAUUCCGCGGUCCAACAACUUGGCCCAAUUCACACCGUGGCCGUCCAGACCCAUCCUGGCCCAAGCAACACGACCGCUGCUUCGUCACAACAAUACAGUCAGAGCAAUCCGACCGUUUCAUCAUUACAGGCGUCGUUAUUUCCGUCAGGUUCCCACCUUCAGUACGGUUCGGCCAUUCGAACAGCAACACAUACGCACCCCGGUCAAACCUACGGUGCUUAUCUAAUGCCGCCCGGCUCGGUCGCAACGGUAGAGCCCCUAGUUCAAGUGGCCCAGCAGAUAAAGUCGCAGAAUGA
Messenger RNA from Prunus armeniaca (apricot), 387 nucleotides. Lineage: Eukaryota; Viridiplantae; Streptophyta; Magnoliopsida; Rosales; Rosaceae. The record is from the annotation of a GenBank genome assembly.